GUGUGUGUGUGUGUGUGUGUGCGUGCGUCAGGUGGUGGAGAAGCUGAUCCGCGGCCUGGAUAUGGAAGACAGCAGGAACAUGUUUGCUCUGUUCGAACACAACGACACCAUAGAGAAAGCCAUCGAGAGCCGCACAGUGGUGGCUGACGUCCUCGCCAAGUUUGAAAAGCGAUCAGAGAUUCCAGACGAAAACAACACUGGCUGGAAGUUUUACUUCAAGCUCUACUGCUUCUUGGACACGGACAAUGUUCCCAGAGACAGCGUGGAGUUCGCCUUCAUGUUUGAACAGGCCCAUGAAGCCGUCAUCCGUGGUCGGUAUCCGGCCCCUGAGGAGACUCUUCAGUUCCUGGCUGCCCUGAGACUUCAGUACCUCCUGAGAGAUCACAGCUCCCAGGCUAACGUUCCAGAAAUGUCCCAGGUGUUCCCCAUGGCGCGAUUACGGGCCCGGGUGCAGAACUCGGCCAAGACAUUUGCCCCAGGCACCGGCUCGGUGGCCGACCGCUCGGGCACAACGGAGAGGAAACGCUCGAGCUUCCUGGAGGGAACACUGAGGCGGAGCUUCAGGAGCGGCUCGGUGAGUCGGCAAAAGCUGGAGGAGGAGAACAGCCUGGAGGCCUGGAUGAGGGAGGAGGCGGCGGCGGUGAGAACCAGUGUGAUGGACAAGUGGAAGAAACUGCAGGGGAUGAACCAGGAGCAAGCCAUGGUGAAAUACAUGACGCUGGUGAAGGAGUGGCAGGGAUACGGGUCCACGCUGUUCAACGUCGAGUGUCGGGACGGAUCGUUCCCCUGCGACCUGUGGUUGGGUGUGAGCCGAGAGGCCAUAUCAGUGUACAAACGGGGGGAGCCGUGGCCUCUGGAGGUUUUCCCAUAUGAACAGAUUCUCUCCUUCGGCGCCCCGCUGCCCAAUGCAUACAAGAUCGCCGUGGAGGGCCGAGAGCUGGUCUUCGAAACCCAAAUGGUCAUGGACAUUGCCAAGCUGAUGAAGGCCUACAUCAGCAUGAUCGUCAAGAAGCGCUACAGCAACUGUCAGUCCGUCAGCAGCCACGGCAGCCACGGCAGCCAGUGCAGCGCCUGGUGAGGUCUGCCCUUUGAAUCCUGACCUUAUGGCUGUGUGCCGGAGCACCGCAGAAGGGCCGAGCGCGGCUGCCGCUGGGCCACGUGUAGAUGCUCGUCCUUAGCGUUGGUGAAAGAGCAGCUUGUACAUUAGACUCUGUGAAUGCUGAAGACAAACCCCAAUGCUCUUAAUGUUAACUCCCUCAAAUGAUCGUUUUGACUGGUCACAUUCCAAAACACCACAUCGCCACACCCGACAGAUCAGAACCUUGAAAGAAGGACGGUUAGAAAUCAUUUCAAAAUGGAAGGAACAACGACCAAAGCCUUUUAGGAGAAUUUCCCUGAUUUGCCAAAAAGCAAGAAACAACUGGAAAACACAGAUUUCUAAUACAGGCAAAAUGCUCACAGCACAAGAAGCAGUCAUCGUGCAGAGCUUAAACUGGAAUCAAACCUGUAGCUAUUAGAAUCACGUGUCAACGUUUGUAGUAAAUCUUUCAGUUUGAAGGAGUCAUUGAUUUCAUGUUGAGAUUUUCUAAAGCUUGCACUCAAAUAGAUUUACUCUGCUUGUGCUCAAGGUGUGUAUCUGCACUCAGAUAUUUUGUUGCCUGGGCAGAUUUCCUGCGCUCCAGCUUCAGCUCUUCCUCAUGCGCUGCUGCCCUCCCCGGCUUUAUUAUAACACAUCGCAAGAAAAGCUAACGCACCCACAACGAGGGCGGGGCAGUUUCUUUCAUCAUCCCGACACCUGGCAUUCUGUCGGUUCUUCUAUUUGACAGACUUAAAAUAAAUCCGAGAGCAGAGAGUCAGAGGAGACACGUAUCGAGCACACAGAAGCAGCAUGAACGUGAAGAUGGAGUGAGUCUGAGUGCAAGCACAUAGAUUGAGCUCAAGCAGCGGCUGUGUGAGGAGGGUUUUAAGGAAAAUUAUGACAAAAUCUGAACGUGAAAUCAAAAAGUCCCGCUCUCCAACUUAAAGACCACACUCUUGAAUAGAAGGAAAACAAAAAUCUGUUGGUCUAAUAUAAAUCAAAUAUAAAUAUACAAGAAAUUCCACUUCUCCAACACCAAAGAAAUCAGUUUAAAUUUAACAGGACGUUGUUUUCUCAUCAGUUCAACAUUUCAAAAUGUGGUCGUGUCUCGUUUGGGAAUAAGCUCCUUUCUACCUGAUGCUAACAUGACUAUGGCACAACAAGGACUGUUGGGGGGUGGGUUGUUAUCGGGGGUUUUGUGUGUGUCUCUGUGUGUUUGUGUGUCUGUGUGUGAGAGAGCUGUGUCGACAGGCUGUUUGAAUGUGAAAAAAACGAAAGCAGAGAGC
Molecule: messenger RNA, 2364 nt
Organism: Paralichthys olivaceus (Japanese flounder)
Lineage: Eukaryota; Metazoa; Chordata; Actinopteri; Pleuronectiformes; Paralichthyidae
Source: RefSeq, a predicted model, not a curated record